UCUUGCUUCCAUCCUUGGCCCAGCAUCCAAUCUGCGCUCUGUCCUCCCAGCCAGCAGGUGCCCCUAGACCCCCGGCUCCUCCUCCGCGGCCGUCACCGCCUCGUCUCCCCCCUCCCUCUACAGCUUCCUGUCGCCGCGAUCUGAGCCCUGGACUGUGGGCGCUCGGGCGCCGGAGGCUUCCCGGUGCGCUCCGCCAGGAUGGCAGUAGGUCUGUGUGUGCGGGUGCUGUGCAGCCUGGGUGGCUGGCUCUCACUCUAUACAUCUUUCUGCUGCCUGAAUAAGCACCGAAGCUGUGAGUGGAGCUGUCGGCUGGUGACCUUCACCCAUGGAGUCCUCUCUAUAGGCCUGUCUGCUUAUAUUGGCUUCAUCGAUGGCCCUUGGCCUUUUACCCACCCAGGCUCACCGAACACACCUCUCCAAGUUCACGUUCUGUGUCUUACCUUGGGUUACUUCAUCUUCGACUUGGGCUGGUGCAUCUAUUUCCAGUCUGAGGGUGCCCUGAUGUUGGCUCAUCACACACUGAGCAUCCUGGGGAUCAUCAUGGCCCUAGCACUUGGGGAGUCGGGUACAGAGGUCAAUGCUGUUCUCUUUGGAAGCGAGAUCACCAACCCACUGCUCCAGAUGCGAUGGUUUCUCCGGGAAACUGGCCACUAUCACAGUUUCACGGGGGAUGUGGUGGACUUCCUCUUUGUGGCUCUGUUCACUGGUGUGAGGAUCGGUGUGGGUGCUCAUCUCCUUUUCUGCGAAAUGGUCUCACCCACCCCCAAGUGGUUUGUGAAGGUUGGGGGUGUGGCGAUGUAUGCUGUGUCUUGGUGCUUCAUGGUGAGCAUCUGGCGCUUUGCGUGGAAGAAAAGCAUCAAGAAGUACCAUGCGUGGAGAAGCAGACGGAAUGAGGAGCGACAGCUAAGACACAAUGGGCAUCUCAAGAUACACUAGUUAAGGCUUGGUCCCAGUCAAUGGAUUGGGUUGAAUUGGCCAUGGGACCAGGGUCAGAAAAAGCUGAGUUUAUAGGGCUUAAAAAGCAAGCUUAUAGAGAGAGCACUUAGGUUUUGAAUAAGGGCUAAAGGUAUGUUCAUGACUUUGGUCAGUUUCUAGGCUAAGCAUCUGCAGUCUUGAAACACCUACUCCUCUAGUGGUACUUGUACACCCUCAGUGAUUGACAAGCAGAACUGUACAGUGAUGAACACUGUCACUUGGUUUUGGGUCCCUGUCAUUGGAGGCCUUGAUAUUCAGACAGCUUUGAAAAGAACUUGAGUCAAAUCAGUGCUGUUUCUCGUUCUUUUGGAAAUAACUCUUUCCCACACUUCCGGUUUCCAUGAGACAUUUUAAAUAUGUUCAUCCCAUGUGAAGGGAGGGACUCUCAGGAAAGGGCAUAGGUUAGGCACUCAAGUGAAUGGAAGCUGUUAUGCCAAGAGGGACAGAACAGUAGGAGUGAAGCUAGCAAUGGCAGGAACUUCUCACUGAGCCUCUCUUCACUGACUGUGUCAGAGGUUUCCAAGGACACCCUUGGCUUCUCCCAAGGAUACCCCUGGCUUCCAUGAUUCAUCAUGAAGACUCGGGGCUUUCAUCUAUGACGAUGAAAGGAUACAGAGAAGCCUCAGCAAAGGGAAAAGGAACCUUUGCCAAAGCUCAUGGGAUCUAAGCACUAGCUUCUAGUCGCCUACUUGGAUAUACAGGAGUGAUUCAUGACAACACACAGGAAAGUCAUCAAACACUCAGUGUUCCGAGCUUUUACGGCAAUAGGUCAUGUAGGCACCUUCUCAGUAGCACGAGGCAACAUUCAAGAUUCCACAAAGCAGUCAUUUGUCAUAAGCCAUAGUGUUUCAGAAACAGUUUAGGAGCAGUGAGGCAAUCUUAACAGUUUCUGGUGGGAGCCCUCUCCGACAUUACAAGCAGGCUUUUGCAAGGACAGCAGCUCAGGAUUCCUGUGUUAACUCUGUGUGCACAAAAACUGUAGAGCUAGUGCUUUGGAUGCAAGAUGAAUGAGAUGUGGGUAGAUUUAGAUUUACUUGGUCCAGUUGUACGGGUUCUGCCCUACCAGGAAAAGUAUGCCAGUUCUCAGGGCUUUUGUGAAUUAAUCUGCUAGGCAUGAGAGGCCAUGGCUAAAUUCCACGGGGAUUUACCAUGUGGAUUCCACUGUACUUGAGAUGGAGUUCAGGUUUCAGCUCCUGGUACAUACUGCAAACUAGAACCAAAGAUUUUAAUGUAUGUAAUGGCCUUGGGCUAUUUCCUUCCUUUCUUCCUACCUACCUUCCUUCCUUCUUCCUUUACCUCCUUCCUUUCUUCCUUUUUCUUUGUUUUAGGUAAGUUCCCCCCCCCCCCUUUAAAUCACCUUUUCCCUUCUUCCGAGACACAGUCUUGUUUGUAUAGAUCCAGCUAGCCUUGAACUCUCUAUUCUCUAGCUCAAGCUUCCUCAGUGCUAGGAUUAAGUCCUGUGCCACCAUGCCUGGCUCCAAAGUAGGGCUUUAAUGGGGGAAAAAAGUGUUAUCUGUUGAUGUAUUUGUUAUCUUUACUAUGUCAUUUAGAUCAAUGGUGACUGGUUAAUUCAGGUGGUAAGCCAGGAAAUGGUGCUACUAAAGAAGCAAGGUUAAAGGUCAGAGAGUAGUGUCAGUCCAUUCUAUAGUCACUGGGGACACUAACCCAAUGAGCAACAUUAGCUGCAGAAACCAGUCAUGGGGAAGGUUGGAAACAUAGACAUUCUUGCAAAUGGAAAGAUAGUUUUAACAGUGGGACCUUUAAGGUGACUGUUACAUAGCUGAAGAGGUAUCUUCUAGCUGUUGGGCUUUUGUUUUUGUUUUCUGGACAGACAGCACCACGCCCCCUUUUCUCUGAUUUGUGUCCUGGAUAUGCUGGUGGUGUGUUCCUUUCCAGAAAAAUUGUGGGCAGAACUGGAAACUGGGGAAUGCUGAUUUCAGCAAAAGCAGAGUCAAAAAGAGUGGCUUGGCACACAGGCAUAAAGAAACAAAACAAAACUGGCUUUCGUAUUUUGGCACCACGUAACCUGCUCCAGACCAGACAAGUGAGCAGGCUUAAUCUAAUACUGGUUCCUUUCUCCCUCCCUCCUCAGAAGUAAAGGAUUGUGGAUCUUUCUGUUUGAGGCAAACUCAAGGGAAUGCCUGUAGGUUUUUAUUUAUUUUUUGAUAACGACACCUGAACAAGUGAUAAGCGGGGAGGAAUUCCUCAUUUCAGCUCCUCUUGAUGGUCCAACUAGUAACUAUGAGGAAAUUCAGAGAUUAGAAACCCCCGUGAAAAUGACUCAGCAGUUAAGAGGUUGCCUGUUUUUACAACACAGGUAAAUGAAGGGCAGAUUAGUGUGCAAUGUGUCCCCAGACACAAAAGGGAACACUCACUUGCAUUUGAAUUACUGUGUAAUCAUCCCUGAUAUUGCUCAAGAAAGAUUUAUAUUUCAAAAUGAUUUGUACUAAAUUUUAUAAAAAUAAAAUAACUUUAUAUAAACCCAGA
Mastomys coucha (southern multimammate mouse) is the source of this 3462-nucleotide messenger RNA. RefSeq names its product TLC domain containing 5 (gene Tlcd5). NCBI's taxonomy places the organism in Eukaryota, Metazoa, Chordata, Mammalia, Rodentia, Muridae. Gene Ontology annotation, cellular component: membrane. The transcript is spliced from 3 exons. The record is from RefSeq and is a predicted model, not a curated record. Bases 199 to 936 code for a protein of 245 amino acids.